Molecule: messenger RNA, 195 nt
Organism: Helobdella robusta
Lineage: Eukaryota; Metazoa; Annelida; Clitellata; Rhynchobdellida; Glossiphoniidae
Exons: 1
Source: RefSeq, a predicted model, not a curated record
AUGAACCAAGGUGACACUGGUUUGCCUGGAUCUACUGGCAGCGUUGGAGACACAGGAUUUAUGGGAAGAACAGGAGUUCCUGGAGAUACGGGAUCAACUGGAAAUACGGGAUGGACAGGAAGAACUGGUCAACCAGGUAUGACAGGAUCACCUGGAUUGACAGGUGUUACGGGAUCUCAGGGAUAUACUGGAUUA